UAUUGAUUCCAGGAAAAAAUCUGUGGAGGUGCUAUGGGGGUCCUUUGUCUUUCUUGGGGGUGCUGAAGCACCUGCUAGCCCCUCCCUAGUGCCGCCCAUGCCCUCACUCCAUGGCAAAUUCUUAAAGUCCCCCUGUGGUGAAAAGCAUCAUCGUCAUUUCGUCCAUGUGGUGUUUUUAAUAUGCUUUUAGACAAACCAUGUGCCAAUCCAUUUAUUAACACCAUUGCUGAGUAUUUUCUCCUUAAAACUGUAGUUUCCCAAAGACAGUCACAGAAACGCGGUUUGAAACAGCCUUUUUUUUCUACGUCACAAAAUUCAAUAACCAAUCACGUCAAGAGAUCCUAUCCUUAGCAUAUCAUUAACUGUGCUGCAAAGCAGAGGGUCUACUAGUUAGAAGGCAGUCAUAUUUCACCUAUUUUCACGAUGUCGUGUGUUGUUAGCACUUAUUUAUUUCUAUUUAGAACCACUAACUUGAAUAAUAACCCGCGGCAGCAGUGUAAAAGUAGCCCGGAGUCAGAAGCACCUCUCCCGCAUUGACAACCGCACGUCACAGUGUUCUUUCAAUCUAAUAAUAAUGAAUAAUUAAUAUUAUGUGUAAUUUAUGGUUUAAACCAUACCUGUAAACACACAUUUCAGCCAGGAAAAUUUUGAUGGCAUUUUCUUUUCAUAUUACCUCCAUAUAAUGCCUGUAAUAACGUAGUGUUUACUUUAUGUAAAGGCUAUAAUUCUGCUGCUCCACAAGUGCCCCCUUCUGGCAAGGAGUGUAUUUGCAUGUUCACUUAUAUUCAUAUUUUAAGCAGAACAGUGCCAAAUGUUAACUGGCAUGUCAACAAGAAAAAAAAACAUUGAAAUUCGACAAAUAAUUGUCAGGAAGCUAAAAAAAAUAAAUACAAAUAAAUGAAAUAUAUCUAGGGUAGGGGGCCUACCUUAAUGCUGUAGCCCAGGGGCCUCUAGUUACCUUAAGGCACCCCUGUUAUCUCAAAAGAACACAUGCCAUGUUUGAGGCGUGAACUGCUGCGCACUCGCAUACUGGGCUGCAACGCAAGAUUUUCAAAAAUGAAGGCAAUAACGUGCCAUUUUGGUUUGCUUCUCACAAAACCUAUAGUUUACCUUCAAAAGAACCUUUGGAAUAUACUACAGCACAAGUUCAAAGAUGAGAAGGAAAAACUUCCAGAUGAUAGCAUUAAUUCUGACAGGUGUUGUGUUCCUGGUCAUUUUCAUGAACAAAAAUGAUUUUGAAAAUGAUGAGACACUGAAGAGGAAAGACAAUUUGCCCAGAUUCGAAGCUCUCCAGCCUUUGUCUUCGGGUUGUCAGCAGAAUAUGUCUGCUUAUGAUGUAAAUGGAUUUUCUACUCUGCCAAAUCAUAUUCAAGACUUCCUGCUUUACCAACACUGUAGGAGUUUUCCCAUGCUUCUUAAUGUGCCUAAUAAGUGCGGCGGACCCCAAAACUCUGCAGAUGUCUUCCUUCUGCUGGUCAUCAAGAGUUCUCCAGAGAAUUACGAUCGACGAGAAGUUCUGCGGAAAACAUGGGCUAAGGAAAGACUGCACAAAGGUGUGUGGAUCCGGAGAGUCUUCAUAAUCGGAACAAGUAGAACUGGCUUUGAGAAGCACAGGUUGAAUAAUCUACUGAAGCUUGAGAACAGUGAGGACAAGGACAUUUUACAGUGGGAAUUCAAUGAUACUUUCUUUAACCUCACUCUGAAACAGAUCCUUUUCUUAGAGUGGAUGGAAAGAUGGUGCCCACACACCAAAUUUCUUUUAAAUGGAGACGAUGACAUCUUUGCUAAUACAUUUAACAUGGUUGAGUAUCUUCAAGGUCAGAAGGGCAACGAUGGAAGUAAACAUCUCUUUACAGGGCACCUCAUCCAGAACGUAGGUCCUAUCAGAAAUCCUUCAAGUAAAUACUUUGUCCCGGUGCAGGUUCAGGAGUCUGAAAGUUAUCCUCCGUACUGUGGCGGAGGAGGCUUUCUUCUCUCCGGCUUCACGGCCAAAACAAUCUACAACAUGUCUCGUUCUAUAGAUCUGCUGCCCAUUGAUGAUGUUUACAUGGGAAUGUGUUUGCAAAAGGCUGACCUCAAACCUACAUCCCACAUUGGUGUAAGGACCGCUGGUCUGCAUAUCCCUGCUGCAAACGAAGACAAAUUUCACCCUUGCUAUUACAGAGAAAUCAUUUUAGUCCACAGAUUUCCGCCGCACAUGAUUUUUGUGAUGUGGAAUGAAAUACAAAACUCACGUUUGCAAUGUGGAAGGACAAAAUCCUUAUAAAGUCUUAUAAAUUAACAGGGUGUGUGAUUACUUUAAAAGGGAAACAUAAUAGCUUGCUGGAAUUAAUGUGAUUAAGUUUGCUUUACAAGAAUCCUUUUUUUAAACAUGGUGAAAAGUUCUAAAACAUGGCAAAAUGAUUGUCUUUUUAAAAUGAUGUGGUCUAUUGCACUUUACAUACAAGUACCUUUGAAAAGGGUACCACUUCACUAGGGCCUUUCGCACCGCAGGAACCUUUUCAUAGUACCAGAACUAAUUGUGGAACUACCCACUUUUGGGCAUUUUCGCACUGCAGGAACUGGAUACGAUUUUAGUACUGGACUGCCUUUUUCGAGAACCAAAUUAGCUCCUACUCCGGAGCAGGGUCUAACCAGCACAACUGAUACUGCCCGUGACGUAAGUAGACAUUGACUGGCCUGACGAGUUCGAAAACGCCCUCACCCGG
This is a messenger RNA of Cyprinus carpio (common carp), 2708 nucleotides long. Its product is annotated as N-acetyllactosaminide beta-1,3-N-acetylglucosaminyltransferase 3-like. Gene Ontology annotation, molecular function: hexosyltransferase activity. The transcript has 2 exons. The record is from RefSeq and is a predicted model, not a curated record. The coding region runs from base 1154 to 2266 and encodes 370 amino acids. Lineage: Eukaryota; Metazoa; Chordata; Actinopteri; Cypriniformes; Cyprinidae. Gene Ontology annotation, cellular component: membrane.